CGAAGACUCCACAAUCACAAUUCGCAAUAUUCCAAUUCAACUCCAUCCCCACCACCACCAUCACAAUUCUCAGGUCAAACUCCCGCUUCAAUUCUUCCAUUUCCCCAAAACCAAAAUUUGGGUUCUUCGAUUUUUCAGUUCUCUAUGGUAAUUCUGAUUUUGAUAAUUUCAUAAUGGGAAAAGGAGGCGGGUGUUUCCCCAGCAAAAACAGACCACCACCGGUAGUUGAAUCGGAUCCCGAUUCUGCUCAGAAUCCGGUCGAUAAUGACGAUGAUGAUUCAGUUCCAAUUGAAACAGUAAACCCGAUUGUGGAAAUCAGGAAAUUGAGAAUUUUCAUAGUGUUUUACUCGAUGUAUGGGCAUGUUGAGAGUCUCGCAAGGUAUAUUAAGAAAGGAGUGGAGGAAAUUGAUGGAGUUGAAGGUGUUCUGUUUAGGGUUCCUGAAACGCUGUCGCCGGACGCUCUCUCGGCGAUGAAAGUACCGGCGAAAGGCGAUGAUAUUCCGGAGAUAUCGGCGGAGGAGUUGGUGGAGGCUGAUGGGUUGUUGUUUGGGUUUCCGACGAGGUAUGGGAGCAUGUCGGCGCAAAUGAAAGCGUUUUUUGAUUCUACAGGUGGGUUGUGGAAGGAGCAGAAGCUCGCCGGAGUUCCUGCCGGGUUUUUUGUCAGCACCGGCACGCAGGGAGGCGGCCAAGAAACAACCGCAUGGACGGCAAUUACACAGUUAGCACACCAUGGUAUGAUAUAUGUUCCGAUUGGGUACACAUUCGGAGCAGGAAUGUUCAAAAUGGAGUCGGUCCGUGGAGGUUCUCCAUAUGGUGCGGGUGUAUUUUCGGGAGACGGGUCAAGGGAACCGAGUGAAAGGGAACUCGAACUUGCACAACAUCAAGGAAAAUAUAUGGCUAUGAUGGUGAAAAGAUUUCAACCCGACACAAGAAAUGGUUAAGAAUGGAAUCGAUUAAUACAUCUUUUUAUCUUAUACACCAUUUUCCAACUAUUGAUUUGGGCAAUGGUUUAGUGAGAAUUCUUUUGUCGUUUCCAUUUUCAUUUAUCUAUCGCCCCAAUUUGUUGAUUGAUUUGUUUUAGUGCUUAUAGUUAAAAACAUUUGAUGUGGAAAGUUGCAUUGUGUAAUUAUAUUAUGAGUGAUAUUUUAGAGAAGUGUUUGUGAUUGAA
This is a messenger RNA of Lactuca sativa (garden lettuce), 1168 nucleotides long. Its product is annotated as putative NAD(P)H dehydrogenase (quinone) FQR1-like 1. Gene Ontology annotation, molecular function: NAD(P)H dehydrogenase (quinone) activity; FMN binding. The record is from RefSeq and is a predicted model, not a curated record. NCBI's taxonomy places the organism in Eukaryota, Viridiplantae, Streptophyta, Magnoliopsida, Asterales, Asteraceae. Gene Ontology annotation, cellular component: membrane.